Messenger RNA from Rhinichthys klamathensis goyatoka, 2581 nucleotides. It is a transcript of the gene slc7a14b, whose product is annotated as solute carrier family 7 member 14b. The record is from RefSeq and is a predicted model, not a curated record. Gene Ontology annotation, molecular function: amino acid transmembrane transporter activity. Lineage: Eukaryota; Metazoa; Chordata; Actinopteri; Cypriniformes; Leuciscidae. Gene Ontology annotation, biological process: transmembrane transport; amino acid transport. The transcript has 7 exons. Gene Ontology annotation, cellular component: plasma membrane. Bases 163 to 2442 code for a protein of 759 amino acids.
GAGAGAGAGAGAGAGAGACAGGAGCAAAGAAUAAAGCAGGAGACAGUCAUACAAGACAAGUUUAGAGGAAACACCUGGAACGAUAGAUUGGGGAGGUGACACUAUCACGUAAGAGAGGACAAACCUUACCCUUCUUUCAUCCGAGUCUUCCUGUUGUGGAGGAUGAGUGCUGUCUUUGCUAAACUGGACCCCAGGAGAAUUGAGUGGGAGUCGUCCUGGUAUGGACUCCACUCACGAAUCCUGCGCACUAAACCUGUGGACUCCAUGCUGGAGGGCCCAGAUGACCUGCAUGGCACCAGACUUGCCCGUGUGCUCACUACAGUGGAUCUGGUGUCACUUGGGGUGGGCAGCUGCGUGGGCACUGGCAUGUAUGUGGUUGCCGGGCUUGUUGCUAAGGAAAUGGCAGGACCUGGAGUGAUCUUGUCCUUCAUCAUUGCAGCUGUGGCGUCCAUUCUGUCAGGGGUCUGCUAUGCUGAGUUUGGAGUGAGAGUGCCCAAGACAACAGGCUCUGCUUACACGUACAGUUAUGUCACAGUGGGAGAAUUUGUGGCCUUUUUCAUUGGUUGGAAUCUCAUCUUGGAGUAUCUGAUUGGUACAGCUGCGGGGGCCAGUGCACUGAGCAGCAUGUUUGACUCUUUAGCCAAUCACACCAUCAGCCGCUACAUGAUCAACCAUAUUGGAACGUUGAAUGGCCUGGGUAAAGGAGAAGAAUCUUAUCCAGACCUGUUGGCUCUGGUGAUCGCUAUGUUGGUGACGGUGAUUGUGGGUUUAGGGGUAAAAAACUCUGUGAGCCUCAAUAAUGUGCUGAAUGUUAUUAACUUGAUCGUGUGGGUCUUCAUGGUGAUUGCCGGACUGUUUUUCCUUUCUGGAGCCAACUGGGAGGAUGGGAGGUUUCUUCCCUAUGGCUGGUCAGGGGUCAUGCAAGGAGCUGCAACCUGUUUCUACGCCUUCAUUGGCUUUGAUAUUAUCGCCACCACUGGAGAAGAAGCCAAGAGCCCAGACACUUCCAUUCCAUAUGCCAUAACGGCCUCUCUCGUCACCUGUCUCACGGCGUACGUCUCUGUGAGUGUGAUUCUGACAUUGUUGGUGCCAUUUAACCUGAUUGAUGGAGAUGCUCCGCUCAUGGAAAUGUUUGCCGAUCAUGGCUUCCUGGCAGGGAAGUAUAUCGUAGCCAUGGGUGCUGUUGCAGGACUCACCGUCAGCCUGCUGGGAUCUCUGUUCCCGAUGCCCAGAGUCAUCUAUGCCAUGGCGGGAGAUGGUCUGCUCUUCAGGUUCCUGUCCUUUGUGAGUCCCCACACAGAGACCCCCGUGGUGGCCUGUGCUGUAUCGGGGUCUCUGGCUGCUCUUUUGGCUCUCCUGGUGAGUCUGAGAGACCUGAUCGAGAUGAUGUCCAUCGGCACGCUGCUGGCCUACACGCUGGUGUCGGUGUGUGUGCUGCUUCUGCGAUAUCAGCCCGAUAAAGACAGCUUCACCAGUUUCCUCACAGAACAGGAAGAGGAGGAACGGAAGAGAAAAGAGGAAUUAAUGGCGGCUAGUGAGAAGGACAUGAACUCACCUUGUGGAGAAGGGUAUGCCGACAACCCCUGUGGGGCCAAGAACCUUCCCUCCAAAGGAGACGACGAAACACUGAUUGAAAAGUCGGAUUCUGGGGGGUACCAGUCGGAUAGUUCUGGCUUCGGCGUUGGAGAGAAUGGCAUCGAGGCGGACGACUCCGGUAGUCUCUUGAAACGCGUAUUGGGGUCUCAGUAUUACACUAUGCGGAUGCGUUUGGGCCUGCCGAAUGUGGGCGAUAGGCCCACUCCUGCAACAGGACGUACUGUUACUUCCUGCGUUCUCCUUUUCUUCAUCCUGACCUUCUUUCUAUGGAUGCUCGUCAUCUACGGCUUCGACCGGGUUUCAGGAGGAGCCCGCUGGGCAAUAUUGCCUUUCAUUAUUACUAUAAUUAUCCUCAUGGUUACAUUGGUUGUUAUUAUUCUUCGACAACCUGAGAACCCUAAAAAGCUGCCUUACAUGGCGCCCUGUGUGCCCUUUGUGCCCACAGCUGCCAUGCUGGUGAACAUAUACCUCAUGCUCAAACUAUCCACCAUCACCUGGGUGCGCUUUGUGGUGUGGUGCUCACUAGGUGUGCUGAUCUAUUUUAGCUAUGGGAUGUGGAACAGCUCACUGGAACUCAGCGCUAGAGAGGAAGCGGCUCACGCCAGCUCCUACCAGAGGUACGACACGGAGGUCGACGACAGCUUCAAUGUUGAUGAAGACCUCCCUCCUCAGGAGGACGAAGAGGGGGGACAGUACCAGGGCUGGGCAGCCGAGGAGCGUGGCUAUCAGUACCAGCAGCAGGAAGAUGAACAGAGACCAUCCAACAACAGUCAUAAUUACAGAAGUAAAGGCAGGACCAAUAAAGGCUUUGAGGAGCUGGUCAAUGAAGAGUAUUCACCGGAGUGAGCAAUAUAGACUAAACCGUUGUCGCAGUUGAGGUUGGAUUUGGGUGACCAUGAUUUUUCCAAAUGGAAUAUGUUCCUGGAUCAUUGAAAUUACUGACAAAAAUGCGAAAAGUGUUUAUAAAUAAAUAAUAAAUAAACAU